ACGAUAAUACCCAUUCCUUUCCCCGGGAAAAAAAAUUUCACCACUUCCACAGUAAACAAAAGGUCAAAAAACAAAUUCCGUUGAUGCAUUUCACAUUUUCACUGAUUCAAAUUCUGAAGCUGCGAAAGAAAGAAUGAACUCGAAGUCGAAGAAACCCGCAUCCACAUCGAUUAGGGUUUUCGGACAGCGAUCCAUAGAUUCAACUUUCCAUUCUCUUCCAUCCAAUCCCUUUAAUGAUUCUGAAAGAAAUGCGAGGAAUGAAUUAGGUUCACGAAAGAGCCAGAACGCGCAUGUUUCUCUCUCCAACUUCCUCGACCGGAAGCUGCCAAAAUCUUCUUCCAUUCUUUCCCAAACAGUUCAGGGCAAGUCAACACCUUUUCUGUCACCUCUGGGUCUAAGAAUACCCACGGUGGAGCAGACGAUUCCUGUAGUUGAAGAAAAGAGGUGUGGUAAUGCCAAUGACCAAAGGGUUUUUGAAAGGUUCAAGCAAACUGAAGAAAAGGAAGACUUUGUGGGUUUUCUUUGUGCUGAUGAAUUAGAAAAUUCAGUUUCAGUAGCAGAUGAAAGUCAGGAGUCAAGGAAAAGGAAAAAUCCAUUUGAAGGUGGAAUUCAGAGCCAAACUGUUCGAAAUAAUGUAGUGGUUCUUGGAGGUGAAUCAAAGUUCAAGCAGAAGGGACAGAAAGCACAAAUUGAAAUUAAUUCUAGCAACAAAAAGCCAAAACCUCUCUAUAAUCACUAUGCAAAUGGUCGCGGCUGGUGGGACUAUGACAUGGAAGGUGUUGACAAUGAGGAAUUAGGUUUCAGUGAAGUAUGGGAAGGAGUUGGAUCCACAACACUUGGAGGUAUAGCAGAUUGGCAUUAAUUUUAUGUAUGUGUAUGUAAGUUUAUGUCCACUAUCCCUAGCUUAACUUUACAUUUGACAUUAUCUAUA
This is a messenger RNA of Arachis stenosperma, 931 nucleotides long. RefSeq lists its product as uncharacterized. Bases 134 to 862 code for a protein of 242 amino acids. Lineage: Eukaryota; Viridiplantae; Streptophyta; Magnoliopsida; Fabales; Fabaceae. The record is from RefSeq and is a predicted model, not a curated record. The transcript is spliced from 5 exons.